UUUUGCGCAGGCAUUGAAUUGGGCUGCUAGGUUUCCGCGGGGUCCUGUUGCUCGUGCAGUGCUGUAGUCAUUGGACAGACGCGACACAUCAAACUCUACCUUCAUAGCACCACAGUUAAUGAUGGCAUCGAUGUUGAUGAAUUCUCUGAGGAGCGGUCCAGUGACAUCUUUGCAGGCCGCUCGAUUCGCUGCUCGUUCUCUCAGCUCGUCUGCCCAUCUGCAAGCUCAAGCAAAGAGCAAGAAAACCCUUGCCAAACCAGGAGUGAAGAACAUUGUUCUGGUGGAAGGCGUUCGAACCCCCUUCCUCCUGGCUGGCACUACAUACUCUGAUCUGAUGCCCCAUGAUCUGGCCAGAGCUGCAUUACAGGGUCUUCUAAACAAAACCAGCCUCCCUAAAGAUGCCGUUGAUUAUAUCGUCUAUGGAACUGUGAUUCAGGAAGUGAAGACCAGUAAUGUGGCCAGAGAGGCGGCACUUGGUGCUGGAUUUUCAGAUAGGAUUCCUGCUCACACAGUGACAAUGGCGUGUAUUUCUUCCAACCAAGCAAUGACGACAGCUGUCGGUUUGAUCGCUUCUGGGCAGUGUGAUGCUGUGGUUGCUGGUGGGGUCGAGUUUAUGUCAGACAUUCCGAUUCGCCACAGCCGUAAGAUGAGGAAGACGAUGCUGUCACUUAACAAGGCGAAGACUCUCGGUGCUCGACUUUCUCUGCUGGGCUCCAUCCGACUCGCUCACCUUGCACCUGAGCUGCCGGCUGUAGCCGAAUUCUCCACAGCAGAGUCUAUGGGUCACUCCGCCGACCGCCUGGCGGCUGCGUUUGGUGUCACCCGUGUGGAGCAAGACGAGUUUGCUUUGAGAUCGCACACUCUUGCUAAGAAAGCUCAGGACGCUGGACUGCUCAAUGAUGUCAUCAGCUUCAAAGUGCCAGGGAAGGAUAUAGUGUCGAAAGACAACGGGAUCCGUCCCUCCUCCAUCGAGCAGAUGGGCAAACUGAAGCCCGCCUUCAUUAAGCCUCACGGCACUGUGACGGCCGCCAACUCCUCCUUCCUGACUGAUGGUGCGUCUGCAGUUUUGAUCAUGUCAGAAGAGAAAGCUUUGGCUAUGGGUUACAAGCCUAAAGCGUAUCUCAGAGAUUUUGUGUACGUGUCUCAAGACCCAAAAGACCAGCUGCUUCUUGGGCCGACCUACAGCACUCCAAAGGUCCUGGAGAGGAGCGGUCUGACCAUGAACGACAUUGACGUGUUUGAAUUCCAUGAAGCUUUUGCUGGUCAGAUCAUGGCAAAUCUAAAGGCGAUGGACUCUGACUAUUUUGCACAAACAUACAUGGGCAAAAAAGCUAAGGUUGGUGCCCCUCCAAUGGAGAAAUUUAACACAUGGGGCGGCUCUCUGUCACUCGGCCAUCCCUUUGGUGCCACAGGCUGUAGACUGGUGACCACUGUAGCUCACCGACUGCAGAAGGAAGGAGGACAGUACGGCGUAGUGUCAGCUUGUGCUGCUGGAGGACAGGGUCAUGCUAUGGUGAUUGAAGCAUACCCACAAUAAUCUCUAUAGCUACAAGUACCGUAGAGUCUACGGCGUAGACUAACGCACUGUACACACACACAUAGAUUCUGUAAAUAUGCCUCGAAAUGCCUUGAGAAGAAUUGUUGCUGCAAGUUAUCUGGAAGUUCUUGGUAGGAAAUGAUGCUUGUGAGUUGGCUGUAAACAUUAACAUUAUUUGAAAAUGUUUUAACGGUAAAAACAGAAGAUACUCCAAGGUAAAUAAUAUGACGUUUUUGCAUGUUGAAAAUAGCACUUAAAACAGGCCAGUUGGUUUCAGAUGUUAAACAUCAAGUCUGGAAUUGUCACCUGAAAAGAUGUGAUAUGGAAUCUAGCAGUCUAGAUUUAUUAAUGUACUAUCCAGAUACCAAGCUCUCUAAAAUCCAGACAACUCUUUAAUUUAUCCAUCAUGUCUAACAGAUUGUUUUGUUAUUACUGAGAAGUGUCAGGAUUGGCUUGAAGGUUUAGAUCAGCUGUAAAGACAAAAUCGCUUGAACGUACCAGUGCCUCAACGCUGUGGAAGAGUUUUGUCUUGUUUCCCAUCUUUUUCUAACAAUUUCUACAAAUAAAUGUCAUUUGAAAUCAA
Molecule: messenger RNA, 2120 nt
Organism: Paramisgurnus dabryanus
Lineage: Eukaryota; Metazoa; Chordata; Actinopteri; Cypriniformes; Cobitidae
Gene: hadhb
Product: hydroxyacyl-CoA dehydrogenase trifunctional multienzyme complex subunit beta
Biological process (GO): fatty acid beta-oxidation
Cellular component (GO): mitochondrion
Molecular function (GO): acyltransferase activity, transferring groups other than amino-acyl groups
Source: RefSeq, a predicted model, not a curated record